AUGGAGCAAGUCAGAUUUGUCAUAUGAGCCAAGCCAAAAACCUUCAGACCUCUUAGCAGCAAGUCUCGAAUGACCGAACUAGUUGAUCAUUUGACCACCAAUGUCUUAAAGAACUUUAAGGAUUUUAAGCACAAGUUUAGCACGGAAUUCAACAAAAAUAGGAAUCGGCAUUUCUUACCGAAUAAAUAAGGUCAAUUGUGACUGAAAACUUCUGAAGCAUAAGCUCAAAACUAAUAGACAAUAAGAAAAGACACUCUAAAUCAGUGAACAUGAGCCGAUGUAAGACUCCAAUAAAGCAGACUCGGAAUAAUACUUGGAAAAAUAAGUUACUCAUGAUGGGGCAUACAUAAGGAUAGAUAUUUCCAAGUCCUUACUAACUCGUAAGAGAGAGGAUUGUAAACUUUUCACCAAGAAAUUCCAACGUAAUUUAGCUGUGAUGCAUCCCCUUCAGAAAAUAGAUACGCGGGACAAGAAAUCUAAGAGGCCUCAUUCGAACAUAAUUUGAUCUCCAAGAAUCUGCACACCUGUGGUUCAUAGAAAGAACAAAGUUGAUGUACCAACUUCAAUUUAUACCCCAACCAGAAAUAUUCCUCGAAAGGGCAGAAACCCAAAACAGUUGCGGUAUUUCUUUAUGAGUGGUAUUACUCAUAAAAGGAGGAAAAGAAAGCCACAAGGUUUUUAGUU
Molecule: messenger RNA, 684 nt
Organism: Moneuplotes crassus
Lineage: Eukaryota; Ciliophora; Spirotrichea; Euplotida; Euplotidae
Source: the annotation of a GenBank genome assembly